CAAGAGUUACAAAGUAAUUUUCCAUGGUGACAGCAAACUAUCCGUGAUUCGUAACUUGUUCCGCAGCUUUUAAACCAUGGAAUUUGUCUUCUAAUGACGAUUUUUUUCAGAAGCAAAUAAUUUUGAAUGGAAAAGGAAUCCACCAUGCCCGGAGUUGUACCAAAAAUACCUCAGCCUAGGGACCACAAAGCUCAAGUUGCCAUCUGGGCUGAUCUUGAUGCUACUCAGUCUGAGGCAAUCAUUAAUGCAGCUUCCUUGGAGGAAGUCCGCAGCCUUUUAGCAGACCAGUUUAAGCUGACUGAUCUUGACGACAAUUCUGCAUCCUCCAUCCUGCUGGAUCUGUACUACUACACAGUGCAGUUUGCAUUGAAUAAAGGCUUCAAUAAGGAACAGCUUAGUGCAUUCUUCUCCAUUGUCAAGAAGACACAUGAAGUUUGUAGUGAAACACCAUUUGGGAACUUGGAGCAGACUUAUAACUACUUCAAGGAACUCGUCUUAUGUCAUGCUGUCAAGCGCCCACCAUGGAGCAUCAACCUGUUUAGCCCAGACCAAGUCCAUCAGAUCACAGAAUACGUCCUCAACACCUACUUCAGACAUUACAAACUCUACAAAUAUGUCUUCACUCCAAUGGUCCGACUAGACUUGUCCAUUUCCUAUGCGGGGAUGCCCGAGACUCCUGUACCCUCCGAGGCUGGUGAUGUGGAGGCUGAUCAACCAGUGGAAGAACAGAAAGAGGAACAGCCAGCCGGGGAGGAAGAAAAGCUAAUGGAAGAGCCUCCUGAAGAAGAAACAGCAGCACAGAAGGAACUGAGGAAGUUGAUCACCACCCAACUGAAUGAGGAAAUAUCGAGAUUGCGAUUAUCGCUGGACGAACAGAUACAACUGAAUGAUGAAGCUCUGCAGAAGAAACUAGCGAGCGUUGAUGGGGGAGGCGGAGCUAAAAAUGGGAGGGGGUCAAGUAAAGGAAAGAAAAAGUGAGGUCUGGAACCCGUCACUCAUCAGCGAUUAAUGAAUGAAAAAAUAAUCACCACUCUCACCAGUACAGGCUGUUUUGGUUGCAGACUGUUGAUUCUUGUGCCAGCACACCCUGUGAGAGCUUGAUCUAACUAGCAUGUGUAAAAAUCUAUAUUUUGUAUAUAACUCUCCCAACACUGUACAAUUUGUGUACAUAACCUUAUUUCCCUUAGGACAUGAUUGUAUGAAGUGGAUUACAUAACAAUGUACUGUAUAGAGUUGGAAGUUCAUGUCAAUUUUGUGCCUCUGCCAUUUUAAAAGUAAAUAUGAAUAAAAUGAUGUCAAGAAUGUAAUUGGUGAGCAAGUGAAAGCUAGAAAAGAAUAAGUAAUAUUCAAAAGACGUACUUAAAAGUUAAUUUUUUAAAACGAAUUUCAACAAGAGCAAUAGUUUGCAUGAGGCUUCUCGCCCACUACGUGUCCAACAUCAAAGCAAUUUGUUGCGUUUCCCUGAGAAAAAUCUCCUUUUCAGUUUUAGUACAGUCUUGAGGCAAAUACAAAAAUGUGACCAAGUUUGACAUCCAAUGACUAGUACCAUAUUUGUUUUUUAUUAGUUUGGCAUUUUCAAGCAUUUACAAACUGCAGUAAAGUAAUUGAGGUCGGUAUUCCAACUGCACAUGUGCACACCAAGAUUUGCCCUUUUUCUUUCAGGAUAAAAAUGUCAUCGUAUGCGUGCAAAAGCAUAGCAGGGUACACAGCGUUGUGUUCUGAUGUAUAACAUUUUGCAAAAUAUCUUUGGACAGUGUUUGUAGGUGUUUUUAAGUUCCAUCUCUUUUCGAUUGUACGAAAAAUUUCUCAGAAUGCAGAUUUGGAUACCCCCAUAGCCUUGUGUGCAUUUAUUGGCCGCGGUUAUCCUGAAAAAAAAUUGUUGAAUCUUGCUGUGCACCAGACUAUUUAGGAAUACCAAACUGGCUUUAAAUGUGUAAAUAAACACUUGUAAAUAGAACAUCUUUAAUAAAUAUUUACAGUUUGUACAUGA
Patiria miniata (bat star) is the source of this 1990-nucleotide messenger RNA. It is a transcript of the gene ccdc189, whose product is annotated as coiled-coil domain-containing protein 189-like. The transcript has 8 exons. NCBI's taxonomy places the organism in Eukaryota, Metazoa, Echinodermata, Asteroidea, Valvatida, Asterinidae. Bases 127 to 978 code for a protein of 283 amino acids. The record is from RefSeq and is a predicted model, not a curated record.